Molecule: messenger RNA, 4416 nt
Organism: Podospora bellae-mahoneyi
Lineage: Eukaryota; Fungi; Ascomycota; Sordariomycetes; Sordariales; Podosporaceae
Exons: 2
Coding region: 790-3015 (741 amino acids)
Biological process (GO): mRNA processing
Cellular component (GO): exon-exon junction complex
Molecular function (GO): mRNA binding
Source: RefSeq, a predicted model, not a curated record
GUCAGAAGCAUGAAAAAAUUGGCAGCUUUGGCGGGCAGUCGCCUUGGCGCACGGACUGACAUGGGGCAGUCAGCGACCAGGAGCCUGAGCCACCCUUUUCGACUUCCAGUUCCCAGAUCCCCAAUUCCAACUCCAUCCCGUUCGAAGGAAGGAAAAAAAAAAGCGACGGCUCUCAGCUUCAGGCCUUCUUGUGCCUGCCCCCUUCCCCCUUCCCAAGUCCACCGGCCCUUUCCCACGCCACAGGGCUCCUGUCAAAUCCACUCUGUCUGGUUGCUGUCUGCCAGAAGAGUGUCAGAGGAGUUAGCUCGCCUCUGUCUUGUCACCUGGCCGCUUUCGCUCCAGAGCAAAAGCAGCCUGCAACGAAACACCAUACCAAAUUUCACAGGAGCACGGUCACUUUUCUGGGUUUGCAAAGUUGAGACCUGGACAGCCCUGCUUGCUCAGGUUUAGACUUCCCCAGCCAGACCACGAUCGACUUUGGGGAUCCUGCCCUGCCGUUCCCUCUUGACAGGCCGCAGUUGCGCUUUGCUCCAUCGCCCAACUGUGACGUACGGCCUUCGUCUCGGAUCCAACUCGAGUUUGUUCCCAUCGACUCUGCACCGCAGGACGGUUCCGGCUGCAGGUGUUCUGACUCUUUGCUCCCGACGACCCAACAACCCGGCAUCACCAGCAAACAAACGCAUGCCCUCGAAGCGGCCUGGGCGCUAAUAUCACGAUCCCCUGCUCUCCCAGCUCCGGCUGUCGCCAUCCUCCAAGAUCUAUCCCCGACCUCACACUCGGUCCCACACAAUGGCUGCGGUAACCCGACGGAAAAAAACCAUCGGUCAACGUCGUCGUAUCGAGGAUGACGGAGACGAAGAGGCCGGCCCUGGCCUUGACCUCGACGAUGACUCCCUCACGGACCCAUCGAGCGACGAGCACGACCCCGCCGACGAUAGUGACACCAGCAACGUCGAUGAAGUGUCGCCGAGGCUGUUGAGUGCUCGCAAGGCACUGGGUAACGGGUCCGCUAAACGUGUAUAUCGCCAUAAACCAGAUGUUGUUGUUAGCAAGGACAGCGCUACCAAGAAGCCUGAGCCCGUCAUCGCCGGCGCGGAUGUCAUGCUGGAGGGCCUGACCUUGGGCGACAAGGAAAACAGAGCAGAGGAACUGGAGUUUGACGACAUAAAGACAGAUACGAAGCCUGCCACGGCCCCCUCUGUGAAGGAUUCGGCGCCGGUCAUAGUGAGCUCGACUUCGAUUCCAGGUCAACAGCCGCGGACUUCGCUGCAAGAACAGAAGCGGCGGGAGCAUGAUGAAUAUAGGAAGAAAAGGGAUGAGGAUCCAACCUUUGUACCCAACAGGGGCAACUUCUUCUUGCACGACCAUCGUCAUGCCGGUCCAGCUGCCAAUGGGUUCCGUCCAUACUCCCGUCAGCAAUUGCGUGGCCGGGGAGGAGGUCGUGCGGGGGCAUUCGGUAGAGAGUUCAUUCCUAUGAACCCUUUCCAAAACCCCUCUGAUCCCACCACACGAGGACCUUGGCAGCAUGAUAUGCAUGAACAGGUUGCCGAGCACCCUCCGCCAGCGCCCUACCGGCCAUCACGCUACCGUCCAGACCCUGAAGGGCCUGCCAAUGGCAAUGGUGUGAUUCCAUACGCGCCAGCGCCAGAGAGUCCUAUCAACCGUAACAUGUCAUCAGAGAAAGUCUUGGGCACGGUAACUGUCCGGGUGUACCUCCCAAAUGUUUUUGAUGGGCCCAAGUUGUUUCCUGGUCUAGUGCUGAAGGCCUACACCAAGUUGCCCGACCACCGGCCCCCCCUUCGCCGAGACAAACCCGUUCGAAUCUCGCUGCCGUACCAUUCCGCGCCGGUUAUGCCUCGCUAUAUAUAUCCAAACCCAGAUCGAUCCUUCAUCUUCAUCCCAAGGGCGCUGCGGCCUAACCAGCAGCGGACCCGGGGCAAAGGUCCUCGAUCGAUCAUGGGAUCUGGGCCAUUUUCUCGGAGAACAAGUGUAUGGGGAGGGAGCAUAUAUGGAAGCAUAUACUCACCCAGCGUUGCGAUGAGUCGUCGUUCUUCCAUUGCGCAUGAUAUGGGACGUGAUUUCAUGCUUUCGCCCACUGGAUCUGCGAUCUCGAGACCGCCUCUGCCUGCUGAUGCCAACAAACCUGUUGUACGACUGCCACCCUUUGCUCAGGCUCAGGCCCCGGCCCCCAUCAUGCAAGCUCCAGCUCCAGCUCCAGCUCCAGCUCUAGCAUCUCAGCCAGCACAACCGGAUGGUGCUGAGAAGGUUGGUCCGUCUGCGGAGUCGUCUAUCAACGCUCUGCCCCAGCCACAAACGCACCCUCUCCCCCAAAGGCCUGCUUUCCAAGAAAACAAGCCCAAUUCGAUCCCAAUGCAUCAGCCCCGUCCCCAGAAGGCAGUUUCUAUCGACAACAUCGAGUCUCCUGUUCGACAGAACGCCAAUGCGCCUGCCCCGUAUCAGCAAGCUUUCCUUCACCAGGUCCCGCCCCAGAUACCUAAUGGCUUUCCCCCGGACGUCCACGCCCGCCACCCUUCCUACCAGUCUCAGCUCUCGGCUACACCAUUGUCACAAAUCCCGGAGCGUGCGAUUCAUGCUGCUCCGUUCCAGCCAAACACGUUUGGCCAGCCCGGCUACUACGCUCAGCCAUAUCCUGGGAUGCAGCCACAACAGGGUUACUACUACCCACAAGGCUAUCCGCCCGCCAACAUGGCGCCCAAUGCCAACGCACCUAGUUUUGUGCCAGCAGGCCCACCAGCUCCGGCCCCCAUGAACUACGCUGCAUCGGCUCAGGGUGAUGUUCCCAGUGCUCAGGCUCCUGGACAAGCACCGACCCCCAACCUGGUGACGCAGGAAGUCAAUGGCACUGUUUAUUACUUCAAUGCCAACGACAUUCCUUCUGUCCCCGGAUAUGCACCAUUUCCUCCCGCUCAGCCGUUUGCUCCUGGCAUGGUUCCUGGGCCUGACGCAUAUUAUUACCAGCAGCCUACCCCCGGAAUGGUCUACUAUCCUCAGUAGGUAGGAGGAGGAGUGGCAUUCACACCGGCUACCACAGGCCUUCUUGUUGGCACUGUCAUAGUGCCCAACGCGAUGGAGGCAACACAGCCACCACAGCAAAUCGAAGUCCUGUAACAACCGGCAGGAGAGGCCAAUGGCUGAAGGGAAUAAUUCUUUUCUGGACAGGAAUAACAAGCCGACGCUUUACCAACUUCUUCUUUUUACCACGUCAGCUGUUUAACAUGUUAGAAGUUGAACAUCUUUUGCCGCCCUAAUUACCUAGCAAAUGUCGGCGGUCUAUGCUAUUCAGCUUUAUCUUUUGAGUUUCUUUUUGUGUGGCGUUGUUGCCCUGCUUGUUUCGCCCAAGUGUUUGUUACCUUUUACCUUGGACGGGCUUGCAUUUAGCUUUCUUGUUUGGCUUGUUGUAGCUUUGAUCUGGAAUUGCGGAUUCUCCUAUGGGGGCUUCUUGAGCUUUGCUUUUCUGGCGAGCUACACAAUCUUCUACGCUGCUUGGGCGAUUGUUUGUACAAGGCGGUGGUCUGACUUUUUUGGUGGAUUUCUAGUGGACGAGCUGGAAAAUCAACAUGGAGGGAGGUAUGGUAAGGCGGGAUGGGAUGGAAACUGAGUGGAGGAAGAUGAGGGCUUAUGACAUGGAAGAUAUCACGGUGAUGCGGGGUAUAGGUUAGGAUUUAUCGACUUCGUGUGUGCGUAUGGAAAUGAUAUUAAAUGAGGCGAGUGUUGGGAAACAAGGGGCCAAGAUGGGUGGACAGAUAUAGGCUGGUAGUGGUUAUUGAGGACAAAGAGGGAAAGGAGAAGGGAAAAGGUGCAUUCGACGCAUCAAAACAUCCAACACAUUUGCCCUUUUUUAACCACGGACAUGUUAACCCGCUAUCAGCUUAGUUGGAAGAAAGAACGGAACCCGUUGUUUGUUGGUGGUGUGUCGAUCCUUGGUUAUUCUGCGCUGCUAUUCACUGUGCUUUUCCGAGUGUGUUUUGUGAUUUGCUGUUGUUGCUUAAGGGACGCCGCGCGUUAGGGGCAUUUUUGCAAGGCGUUUAUAGGGAGUGAAGGGGGCAGUUAUCUGUCUUUGCAUAGCGCUUUGCCUUUCUCUGUGACUUGGUCAUUAUGCUAUUGUGGUGCGGGAAAGAUAAGAAAAAGAAGCAAAUGUAGAACUCAUUUCUUUGUAAUCAUUACAUUGGGUGGCUGGCGGUUUUUCGACUUGGGAUGGGAACAAAAGUUGAGACUGGGGUUUGGAUUUUGGUUGAAGUCUCUCAUGAGCUGAGAGAGAAGACGACCAGCACGCUCAUUAUUAUUCUGAUUAUAUAUAAACAUUUUCUGCACUUUUUUUCUCUUUACCUUUUGGCAGAUGUAUAUAACACUUGUUCAAGUGAUGUUGUUUGUGCCAAACAACAGUGUUUUUCCACA